GCUUCGAGCUGUUGCUUACCAGGUAGCAGCAUCGAUGACAUCGCGGCGAUUCUUCAGUCGCUGUUAUUCAACAUAACGUAGCACCUAUCAAGCCGAACAAUGACCGUCUACACUGCCCACAACAACCAGCCGCUUCGCUCCCGCCGCUCCCGCGAGCUCGACGUCUCCCCCGCCUCCUCGUCCCCCGGCUCCGUCACCCCGCCGGGCGGUGGCGCCACCUCCUCGAGCUCGUCGUCCGCCUUCCUCUCCUCGUCCGUGUCGAGCCUCUGGGGCGGCAUCAUGCGCCGCUUCUCCGGCGAGCCGUCCCCCGCGACCUCGAACCUGACCCUGCCCGCCAGCCUCCCGCACGCGCGGACCUACCAGCCGGACGGCGGUGACCGCAGGCACACGCACGACCACCUCGGGAACGGCGUCGACGGCGUGUACACGCCCCCGCACGUCCUGCAGGCCCAGCGGACCUCGUCGCCGAUGCGGCCGCCGCCGCUGGAGCCGUUGCAGCUUGUCGGGUUUGCCGAGGACACGCGGCCGGAGGCGCGGCUGCUGACGGUGCCCGUCGCCGAGGAGAUCCGGAUCAUGGUGCCCGCGCGGCUGGGCAUCGUGGACGAGUGGCGCUUGGUGUACAGCCUGGAGCAGGACGGCGCGAGCCUCGCGACGCUGUACGAGAAGUGCGCGUGCUACCAGGGAAAGAGAGUUGGGUUCGUGCUGUGCGUGCGGGACUGCGAGGGCGGUCUCUUCGGCGCUUAUCUCUCUGACCACCCGCACCCCGCCCCAAAGUACUUCGGCACAGGCGAGUGCUUCCUCUGGCGCGCCUCCGUGCUCGCCCCUCCCCCACCCCCGCCGGCUCCUUCCGCCAGCAACAACAACAACGACGACGACAACGACCCCCAACCCGGCGUCGCGGCUCCCACAACCACGAUCGCACGGACCCCAACCCCAACAACAACAAAAACAACAACAAAACCGCCAGGCCCGCCGCGCUCCCGCUCGACCACGCCGCAGCCGCAGCCGCAGCCGCAGCCGCAGUCGAUCCGCUUCAAGGCGUUCCCCUACUCGGGCGUGAACGAGUACUACAUGCUGUGCGAGAGCCACUUCCUGUCGCUGGGGGCGGGCGACGGGCGGUACGGCCUGUGGCUGGACGACUCGCUGGAGCGGGGGGUGAGCUCGACGAGCCAGACGUUCGGCAACGAGCCGCUGAGCGACGAGGGCGAGAAGUUCGGCGUCCUGGGCGUCGAGGUGUGGGUCAUUGGCGGGUAGAGCAGCAGAGUAGCGCGGCGCUGCGAGUAGCGCUGCUUGCAACUGUUGCCUGCCAACUACUCUCCUCCUCCUCCUACUACUACUACUACUAGCCUGGGAUAUGGGAUAGAGAGAGGGACGGUCGGUUGGUCUU
Messenger RNA from Thermothielavioides terrestris NRRL 8126, 1387 nucleotides. RefSeq lists its product as uncharacterized. NCBI's taxonomy places the organism in Eukaryota, Fungi, Ascomycota, Sordariomycetes, Sordariales, Chaetomiaceae. The transcript has 2 exons. The coding region runs from base 100 to 1254 and encodes 384 amino acids. Gene Ontology annotation, biological process: response to oxidative stress. The record is from RefSeq and is a predicted model, not a curated record. Gene Ontology annotation, cellular component: nucleus.